Manis javanica (Malayan pangolin) is the source of this 1253-nucleotide messenger RNA. RefSeq names its product serglycin (gene SRGN). Lineage: Eukaryota; Metazoa; Chordata; Mammalia; Pholidota; Manidae. Gene Ontology annotation, cellular component: secretory granule. The record is from RefSeq and is a predicted model, not a curated record. Gene Ontology annotation, biological process: negative regulation of bone mineralization; secretory granule organization.
UUUCUGUUUGUUCAGGAAAUUGUGACGUGUGUUCUGGGCAGGGUUUGAGGUUUCAAAACCUUUUUUAAAUACAGCACCCUGCCGCAUUUCCUAGUCGCGAGGUCGGCGCGCGGGAGGGGCUGAAGCGAGGCGGUCACGAUGCAGGUGCUCCUCCGGCGCGGCGGGCUGCUUCUGGCUCUCGCCUCCAUUCUGGUUUUGGAUUCUUCAGUUCAAGGUUCUCCUGUGCGGAGAGCCAGGUACCAGUGGGUACGCUGCAAUCCAGAUAGUAAUUCUGCGAACUGCAUUGAUGAAAAGGGACCAGUGUUCAACAUACUUCCAGGCGAAUCCAACAGAAUCCUUGCUCCAAGAACUGACCCUUUUUCAAUGACAAGAUCCCAGAACUUGAACGAUUUCUUCCCUCUUUCCGAGGACUACUCCGGAUCAGGCUCUGGCUCUGAAUCAGGAUCUGGAAGCGACUUCCUAUCUGAAAUUGAACAGGAAUACCAACCAAUAGAUGAAAACAAUGCUUUUGUUUACAACUUUAGAUCUUUUAAGAGAAAUCUGCCGUCAGACAACUUGGGUCAAGAUGCACCAGAAGAGGAUUUUAUUAUAUAGAAGAGGGGGCUUCCCAUGUUGACACUGCAAGAUGCAUUCAUUAUAUGUUUGUGUACAAUGGUUCAAUGAUUCAUUUUGGGACAAAAAGUUUUACGGAAAUGUUAAAACAUCUGAAAAGAAAGUUAAAGUUUUAUCACCUUUUUUUUCUCAUGAAUUUUUAAAACUUCCUUUAUUUUAUUGCCCUGAAAAAUACCUGCAUUUUCUUUGUAUCAUAUUAAACCAAUAUCACUAUGAAAUUAACUAUACUCCCCAUGUUUAUAGAAUUGCUUUAAAGAAUAAAUUACACUAUUUUUUUAAAAUUCCAUUUGAGAAGCAAAUUGAUAGGCUGUCUUUCCUACCUAAGUCUUCAGGAACCUGACCCUGUGAAUUAUAGAUAUGCCCUUUUUCUUAUAAAAAUCCCAGAUGAAACACAGGGAAUUUAUAGACUGGAUAUUUGACAUGUUUUUCAGUGUGAAGUGUACUGCUCUAAUAUUACCAUUGGAUGUGUUUGCAGAGCUAGUGGAGAGCUCGUUUGUUUACAAGUAUGAUUGCUAUUAAAAUAAGAAAUUUAACACCCAAACUAAAGCACAGUGCCUCAUGCUGCUCUAUCUUUUUUCUUGGAUAUCUAUGUAUUUUCAGGUGUUACUCUAUUAAAGCAGAAGUAUAAUCAAAGAAUUAAA